AAUUCCAAAGUCAGACGCGGGGCACGGCAGGAGCAAAUACCAAACCCAAAUUAAAACCUCCGGCUCUCCUAUCGUCGCCGUCUUCGCCGGACAGGUUCUCCGUUGGAGACGUCACCUUGGCCGGCUUUUCUCUGCUUCCGGCCCUCCGUCCGUCUCAUCGCUCUCGCUGAACGCUAUUUUGAUCUCCCUUCUCGUUCCGGGGAACAAGUGCAAGGCAACAUAGGUGAUCAAUCGCAAUGGAGCUUGGGUCAUAUUCUGAUCACAGUAAAUCAACAUUUUCCCUGGCGGAUGAGGAUCAUACCCUUGCAAAUGCUGUUCGGUUCACCUUAAAUCAGGAUCUUUAUGUGGUUUCUCCCUGUAUUCCAAGUCCCGCUCCCUGCCCUCCUGAUGUCGUUUGUUGUAAUAAUCAAAUAUUUAGGCUGUUUGUCGCAUUGAGAUUCCUUCCGCAGUUUUCUGCUUACAAUAUUUGUUAUCUGUGCGCAUCUAUAGGGGAUUCAGCUCGUGAGGUGUUGAAAGAUGCCUGCCAAGAUCUAAUGCUAAUGUGCCAGCAUGUAAGGAGCACUUUUGACAAGUCUGUCAAUGAUUUUAAAAUGAGCAAGAAUGUGAAGGAUAUGGAUAUUAAGUGAUUUACCAGUUUUCGUUUCGAUAUGUUUUUGAUAUUGACUAGACUGCAAAUUAUGGCUCUUAUGAAUAGAUUUUGUAUGCAACUAUAGAGGGUAUACGCAGAUGCAAUGGAUGUUUUUUUUUUUGGGGGUCCUUUUUGGCCCUAACUCAGUGUGUGGUUGUUAAGCUCUCAUGUUAUGAAACGUCUGCUUCUAGUUUAAAA
Molecule: messenger RNA, 826 nt
Organism: Neltuma alba
Lineage: Eukaryota; Viridiplantae; Streptophyta; Magnoliopsida; Fabales; Fabaceae
Exons: 4
Coding region: 237-626 (129 amino acids)
Biological process (GO): transcription by RNA polymerase III; transcription elongation by RNA polymerase I
Cellular component (GO): RNA polymerase I complex; RNA polymerase III complex
Molecular function (GO): protein dimerization activity
Source: RefSeq, a predicted model, not a curated record